GAUACUUUCCCGUGUCACGUGAUGUGGGCAGAAACGCUCUCCGCGACUUCACCUUAGUGGACGAUUCAAACGCUCCAUGUGUGUGGUGGUGUGUGUGUGAAAGCAUCAGCAUGGAAAUGUUGAAGAUAGAGAAAGUCGUUGUUGGGAGUGAUAUGAUGUCCACUGCAGCAGAGAUCAAGUCUGAGCCCGUCAUCACCCCCGUGCAGUCCUAUCAGCAUGAGAGUCUACAGUGUUUUCAAUGCUUCAUCACCUUCUGUAACUCCAAAGCCAAGGAGAGGCACAUGAGGAAGAGUCAUCGGGAGCAGUACAAACAGCAGCUGCAGCAGACUGAUACACUCUUCACAUGCUACAAGUGUGACAAGUGCUUCUCCUCCUCUGAGGAGCUCAGCCAGCACCAGGCCUCCCACAGCACAGAGGAGAAGCCCUUCUGCUGCCCUUAUUGCCAGCAAAGCUUCUUUACUUUCACUGAGCUGACAAAACACAGACGACAUCAAUGCAUAGAGCGACGGUGUCCCUGUAGAGACUGCGGUGCCUUGUUCCCCAGUCCUUCGCGACUUCGUAACCAUCGUAUCGCAGUGCACCCCCAGCGCCCGAUAGUGGCUGAAGACAUCAACACCUACCAAUGUUGCAAAUGUAGUAGUGGUUUCCAGACGGAAGAAGAGCUCCUGCAGCACCAGGAGAAAUUUGCUAAUAGUCAAAACUGUGACGUUAAGCCGCCAGCCAAAAAACGUGGCCGUAAACCCAAGAACGCAGCUGAGGUAGGGAUGGUUAACAGCAAGAAGAUCAAACAAGAAGAAGCAGAAGAGGAAUUUAAAGGAUACAGUGAUUCUCUGACAGAGGGAUACACCCCCAAUGAGGCUCAACCGGAGCUCAAGAUCCCUUGUCCUGAAGCAAAUUGUGACCUCAUAUUCCCUUCUGUUGCUUCCCUGCGGGUACACAAGAAGGAGAAACAUGGGUCUACCUUGCCCCCUCAGAAGGCUCAUGCAUGCACAGAAUGUGAUGAAAGCUACACUCGGCCUGACCAGCUCAAAGCACACAUGGCCAGAGCUCACCGCCCUGGAUACACCUGCCCUACCUGUGGAAAGAGCUUUGCGCGAGAGAGCGCCUUAAAGGUCCACCAGAAUACCCACACUGAGGGAGAGGAGGUGGCAGAAAAAAGAUAAUAUAUGUGGAAAAGCCUGCAUCUUCAUCCUACAUCAUCCAGUUAAAUGAUUCUCAGACUUAUAUUCUGCUUAGUGUGGGAAAAAGAUUUUUAUGUGAAUAAUUUAGGGUGAGAGUUUUUGGAAGCAAGGUUAUGCCACACAGUAUGGAGAUUGUUUUUGGAACACUGUCUUUAAAAUUGCUCUUAGAAAGACAUCUUACACUUGUGAAUAAAACUCUGUAACAGUCUGUACAUAUUUAUGGCCACUAUGAGCUCAUGUCACAAAGCCCUUUUGCUGUCCAUAUUACCUCUAUUGUACUGGAAAUGUUUUAUAUUCAUUGUAGAAUAACUAGCUAAUUCUCCUGCACGUGGGGGAAUGUUUUAUAUUUAACUGUUGCAUUUUAUUUUCAGGAAAAUAAAAGUGACAAUUAUGAGGAGAAAAACAUAAUGAAAUCCAAAAUCAGAUAAAUGGGCCAAUGUAUAGGAUUCUGAACUAUGGGACUUCAAUGAUGUAAUCUCGGGAUCUAAUGUUUCUCUUUUCAAAAAUAAAUAAUUGUUGCAUUAAACAGUA
Thunnus maccoyii (southern bluefin tuna) is the source of this 1712-nucleotide messenger RNA. RefSeq names its product oocyte zinc finger protein XlCOF22-like. Gene Ontology annotation, cellular component: nucleus. The record is from RefSeq and is a predicted model, not a curated record. The transcript has 5 exons. Lineage: Eukaryota; Metazoa; Chordata; Actinopteri; Scombriformes; Scombridae. Gene Ontology annotation, biological process: regulation of transcription by RNA polymerase II. Gene Ontology annotation, molecular function: DNA-binding transcription factor activity, RNA polymerase II-specific; sequence-specific DNA binding. Bases 111 to 1163 code for a protein of 350 amino acids.